Molecule: messenger RNA, 707 nt
Organism: Erythranthe guttata (spotted monkey flower)
Lineage: Eukaryota; Viridiplantae; Streptophyta; Magnoliopsida; Lamiales; Phrymaceae
Source: RefSeq, a predicted model, not a curated record
AUGUUCACGUUCGCGGCGGAAGUAAGACCCGGUUGUUUUCCCGGCCUUCCCGAGAGGGUUUUCAUCUCCAAGGUCCCCGAAUAGACUUCGAAUGUGAUGUACUAUAGUACAGCGGAGUACCUUAGGGUACAACAUGCGAUUGACCAUGAAGUGCGUGGCUCGAUUGAUUUGCCGGUGUUUGAAGAGGAUGAUUCGAUUGAUGGUGACAGGUCGUGUUGUGCUGUUUUGGAGAUCGUCACCACUAAGGAGAAACUCGAUUUCGAUUUGGAGAUCAAUAAUAUUUCCCGUGCACUGCUGGUUUAUCUCUUACUUUUUUUUAAAGCAUUCGAUACAUACAUGCAAGGAUUUAUACGUGCGAGCGGAGGACAUUUUCUUGAAAAAGGGCAAGGUGUGGUCGGAAAAGCACUUCAAUCGAAUCAACCAUUUAUCUACCAUGAUGUGAAGGAGUAUCAUAUAAGCGAAUAUCCGCUUGUUCAUCAUGCUCGAAAAUACGGAUUAAAUGCUGCAGUUGCGAUUAGGCUUAGGAGUACUUUUACGGGCGAAGAUGACUAUAUAUUGGAAUUUUUCUGCCCGUGAAUAUGAGAGGGGGUGCAAAACAACAAUUAUUGCUUAAUAAUCUCUCGAGUACUUUGCAGAGGAUUAGUAGAAAUUUGAGAACAGUUUCAAAUGCGGAGUUGUUUGGGAAACAAUGAGUUUUGAAGAGCCGU